This is a messenger RNA of Helobdella robusta, 1845 nucleotides long. RefSeq lists its product as hypothetical. NCBI's taxonomy places the organism in Eukaryota, Metazoa, Annelida, Clitellata, Rhynchobdellida, Glossiphoniidae. Gene Ontology annotation, biological process: snRNA 3'-end processing. The coding region runs from base 1 to 1845 and encodes 614 amino acids. The record is from RefSeq and is a predicted model, not a curated record. The transcript is spliced from 16 exons. Gene Ontology annotation, cellular component: integrator complex.
AUGAGAGUCAGUAAUGAUUGCCUGGAGGUGGCUUUUGAGUAUUGUGCUCUCAUUGAUCUACUUGUAUCUGUGUUCUUGUUUGCUUGUAUGUAUUCAAUGUUAUUUAUUUGUUUUCAUGACAAGAUCGUUCUGGUAUAUAUUGAGAAUAUACGAUUCAACUCGGCCAAAAAUUUUUUUAACAAGAAAAGUCCUCAGCUAACCUACCCUACUACUCCUACUACCAUCACUGUCAAGUCAAUGAUGCAGAGUGACGGAGGCGGUCCGGAUGAUGGAGGAUCAGAAUCGUUUUCCUGGUUCAUGUACCUCUUGAACGAAAAUUUAAUUGAGGAACAUCUUGAGAAGUUGAAUUCUGAACGCCAAGCAGUGAAUCUUAUAUCAAUCUUCCUCUACCAGGCCGAAGUAGCAGCCAGCAAUCUUAAAGAACUUAAUGAAGAAAGGGAUAAUGUGGAAAAUAACAAAAUAAGAUGCCUGAAAAUGCUUGCUUUGAAGGCUGCCUCACAUCUGAAUUGGAAUCUGGAAUACCUCCAUAAAAAUUUGUCACCAGGCUUCAUGCACAGCCUGCUCGUGGAAUGGAUCCGACUGACAUGUGACAAGGAUCUCCACAGGCUUCCAUUGGCCGAGAUUGAUGUCAACAACUUGUUUCCACAGACCAUCAUAGCAUUAGCUUCCUACUACUGCUGGUGCUUGAAAUUCCUGGUCGAGGAUCGAUUCCCUGUCAAACCUCCAAAAGUUCCACACGUUCAAAUACCAGGCUUGUUGGAUCCAAGCUUGCAGACAGCAGUAACUAAAGAGAUGGUCAUGAAAAUUGAUAAUGAAGAUAAUGUGGUUGAUGUUCUGGCUUCCAUGCUAAGCAACAGAAAUGUUUCAGGCAUGUUACCCAUCAUGAAGAGUAUCUCAAUGAAGCCGUCAAACAACAGCAACAAAGAUGUCAUACUUAGCUGCAAUAGUAGCGCUAAGAAUGGCAACAAAAUCGCUAGCUGUGAUUGGUCCAUGUGUAAAGUCGUCUCAACCAAUGAAAUUCAUUGUCAGAUACAGUACGCCCUUGGUGGCUGGUACUUUAUGAAGAGGAGGUAUGAUAAGGCCCUGACCUCUUUUGAACAGUGCAACAGGCUUCAACUACUGAUCAGUGAUCCAAUUUUCAUGACCAUCAAUUCUGCCAAAUGUUCUGGAUAUUUGAAAGCUUGCUCAGUUGAAAAUUGUGCGCGUGUUAACAUCAACAGAUCGGACAGUCUGUAUGAAGAGGUCCUGGUCUGCAAUACAAUUCGGCGGAUCAUGUAUGGCAAGGUCGUUGCCUUUCAGUUCAUCCGGAUUAUCAACUAUACUGAUGGCCUUGUCGAGUUUUUUCUCAAGGUAUCUAUGCGUCAGUACCUUUCCACAACUCAACUUCAUACAACGCCUGAUGAAGACUCACCUUUCUGGACUGUUCACAAAAGAAGAACUGAUGAUGACAGCUUAAGGACAAGCAACCUAGAGCAGAAGCUGCUGAUGACCUAUGACCCGACACACAUUCAUGACCUCAUCCUCAAGUUGCAGAGGCUUGACGUCGUAACUCUCACCGAUAAGUGGAGACUAACAAAUGAUAUACAACUUGUCCUUAUGUCUUCGAGGACAACAAUGAAUCAAUCAACAUUCACUAUCACACUCGUUCACAUCCUCAUCGCUAAGGCCAGAUCAUGUCUAGAGUCUAAAAUGUACAACAAAGCUGACGAACUUCUAGCGUAUGCCAGCAACAAAUUGAAAUAUACAACCAUGUUCAAAGUUGUCAAGUUGUUGAAGUGGGAGGUUCUCAGGGCUGACCUCACGAGGGUCAUUGAUAGGUCAAAGGUCAAACAUUUUCUACAUUAA